Molecule: messenger RNA, 2599 nt
Organism: Rhipicephalus microplus (southern cattle tick)
Lineage: Eukaryota; Metazoa; Arthropoda; Arachnida; Ixodida; Ixodidae
Product: DENN domain-containing protein 2D
Biological process (GO): endocytic recycling; endocytosis
Cellular component (GO): cytosol; intracellular membrane-bounded organelle
Molecular function (GO): guanyl-nucleotide exchange factor activity; phosphatidylinositol phosphate binding
Source: RefSeq, a predicted model, not a curated record
GGUGUUAAAGUGAGCUAGUAUUCUAGCUCACUUGAGCGGUGUUCAGUGGGGCGGCCGUCAAAGACGCUUGUGUUCGUACCGAAGGAGGACAGUAAAAUCAGAGGGUAGAGCAGCGCUUUCCUGGCUCAUGUUUCAGUCAUAAUUUUUUUAGGAGGCUUUGCCUUGGCGUUAUGUGCAGUUUCCCUUCUCAAGUGGUAGCAGGUGUUCUGUGGUGGUAGUAUCACUGUGGUAGUAUGUAGGUGUUCUGUGGUAGUAUGUAGGUGUUGUGUGACCACGCACGGAACGUCGCUCCUAGCCCCUUGUAGUAGCAGACGCGUAUCGGAAAUUAAUGGUGAAUUUACAUGCGUUUACACGCUUCGUCUGUGACUGAGCGGAUGGAGCGCGGAAAAAACACGAGUGAGCCGGCGGUCCCAAGACGUCCUCAUCGGGCGAAGCGCUCAACGCCGCACGCCCUGGUCCAGACGCUGCGCGCCAGGUUCGAGCCGGACGGGAAGACGACGGGACGUGAAUCAGGAGGCGUGGUUUGUGACCAGCGAACGUCGGUCCUCGAGCGGGUGCAGCAAUUCGAUGCACUGAACGAUAGAAUGCUGCGGCCGGCUGCGCCGCUCAAGCCUCCGCGGACGUUCGUUCACGACAUCUACACCAAGAUGAAGUGGCGCGCCUGGCGUUCGACGGCCGACGACUCCGUGGUCGCCCGCGACUAUGACGAGGUGUGCAUGCGGCGCAGCCGGAGUGACGAACACAUCUACGCGGAACCCGGUGCCAGUCGCAGCAGUGCGGAGCCGCGGGAGCUACACUACAUGAGCUCUCCAAUAUCCAAUGUUGUACAAGAUGGGGCACUUCCACUAGGAGUGCAGCGGGGUGUCACAUCCCAGAUUAGUGAUGCUAUCCGGCAGUCCUUCACAAUGGCCUGGCAGCAGCUGUCUCAGAAGCAGAAGCCGGAUGAUGGUGACACACAGAAGGACACCAGCAGCGAGGUCUCCAUCAAGGACGUCCAGAAGAGGCUUAUAUAUGUCCGCUCUAUCAGAAGGGGAUACACAUACAAUGCAUCAUGCGAAGGUUGUCAAGAUGGGACGGAGAAGCUGUUUGACUUUGUGCUGCUCAUUGGCUACCGGUGCGUCAACCCCAGCAUGUCCCCCCAGCCCGAUGUGCUGUACUCUUUUCCCAAGGAGACAAGCUGUCCUGGCUAUGACCCUGUAGUGAUUGCUCAUCUUUGUAUGCCUGAAGAUUUCAGCUCCCAGCAUGCUACGUCACACAAAAGGUGCGUGUUCUUCUUUACACUAGUCCGUGAGAAUGGCGAGAAGACAUUUUUCCACUGCCUGCAGACAUCGCAGGUCUUGCAGAGCAGGAUGAUGCAGAGUCCUGUGGUGCUGUGUCUGGCAUCGAGAGCAUCAGCACCAGCCUUCUACCACAAGCUGCUCAUGGACAUGGAGGCUCCCCUGCAGCAGCUGUUGGAGCCAGGCUGGACGCAGCUGUUGUCCUCACUGGCUGAGAAAAGCCUGCCCCUGCCUGGUUGCUAUCUCUUAUUGGGUCAUGGAGAUAUUGCCACUACCCGACCUCUCGAUGACAAAUUUGAGUGGGCACAACUGACACCAUUGCUUGCAGUGCUGGAGCCGCCCGUGCUACUGAGGAUUGUGUCAUCGCUCAUCCUUGAGAGGAGGAUUAUUCUUGUCUCAGAAGACAGCAGGUUGGUGCGAAGCUGGCUCGAGUCUGUGGAGUGCCUGACUUACCCAUUUCGGUGGCCGCACGUGCGGGUGGGACUGCUACCAAAGAGCCUGCUGGCCCUAUGCUCCUCAGCUGAACCAUACUUGCUCGGGGUGCAUGCUACUAUGGCCCACACUGCACUUGAGCUGCUUUCGGGACCGGUGCUGGUGGUGGACGUUGAUCACGGUACCUUGUUGUGUGAGGAUGAAGACAAUGUUGACGUCAUUCCGAACAAGUUGCGGAACUCUCUUUGCACUGCACUCAGCCUGGCCAAAAACAUGACCGAUCCAACGGGCUGUGUGCGGGACAUGAUGAUCACGGAGGCCUUCGUUCGUCUGUUUGUUGAGCUGGUAGGACAUUGUGACCAGCACAUCAUCAUGUCGGAUGAUCUCAAGGAAUCCACCUUUCAACGUGAUGCCUUCAUGCGCGCCCCGUCUUCACGAGGUGCCCAGAUGUUCCUGCAAUGGUUUGUCGAAACGGAGGCAUUUCAGCAGUUCCUCCGAGAAAGAACGCAACGCUUACGACAGCUGGCGCGCACUCCUCAUCACCACCUGUUGCCCAAAGGGCUAUUCGAGCGGCGGGCAGGCGAAUACUUGCUAGACCUUGAGCAGACCAACCGCUGUCUGGGGGACCUUGGCAGGAAGGUCAAGACAAUUGGUGAUGACCUGGCAACUGUUUCGCUUGUUGCAGCCUCGGGGCUGUCCCUCAGACGAACCUGGUCCAUGUGGUGCUGAGUAGCCGAGCUGAGGUCUCAAUGGUCAUCAUACGGGCGCCGUUCAUUUGUUUGGUUGUGCCAGGUAGCCACUUCUUCCCAUCUCCGAAGUUCUGGGCCCAAACUGCGUCACCUGGACCAAAUCUGCAUGGAGUGUCAUUCAGCAAAAAUAAAGAAAAAGAC